AUGCCUCUGAUUGAAGUGAUCGCAAAUGAUCGUCUCGGACGCAAAGUCCGCGUCAAGUGCAGCCCUGAUGACACGGUUGGCGACCUAAAGAAGCUGAUUGCUGCCCAAAUUGGUACCGAUCCCAGCAAGAUCCAGCUCAAGAAAUGGUAUACCAUCUUCAAGGAUCAUAUAACGCUGGCCGAUUACGAGAUCCACGAUGGCCAAAGUCUAGAAAUGUAUUGA
This is a messenger RNA of Cantharellus anzutake, 222 nucleotides long. RefSeq names its product ubiquitin-like protein. Gene Ontology annotation, molecular function: protein tag activity; protein binding. Lineage: Eukaryota; Fungi; Basidiomycota; Agaricomycetes; Cantharellales; Hydnaceae. Bases 1 to 222 code for a protein of 73 amino acids. The transcript is spliced from 4 exons. Gene Ontology annotation, cellular component: nucleus; cytoplasm. Gene Ontology annotation, biological process: mRNA splicing, via spliceosome; protein modification process. The record is from RefSeq and is a predicted model, not a curated record.